UUGUACAUGUGACCGGGUCGUUUACAUUAGUUACGGUAUUACUAUUAAUUAGCAAACAAAUGCCUUUUAUUUCAACUGUUUAGGUUGACAGAAGAUUUCCCCAGUUAAUUAUAUAGUUGUGGGCGAAUCACAUUCAGGUGCUGUCUUAUGCUUCCUUAGUAUCAAUAGUUACAAACAGCAGGGAUAAAGCUAGGCCUCCUUCUUGGCUUGAGUGAGGCGACUCGGCCUUUGCCACUCACUCACCAGACUACGACUGGUCCCUGGAUUUGGGUUCCUGUGGUGGUGGGAUAGCAACAGCUAGGCCUAGCUAAUCUUCCAGAUUGGUAAUCAGCAGCAUUCAUCCCAAGGCCUGGUCAAAAGUAAAAAAGUAUUUAAAAGGUAAUAAUUAUUUUAAGUCUGAUAAAAUGGCGAAAUUUGUAGAUGAAGCUUUGGAUGGAGUGGAGUUCAAGUCAUGCUGGAAAAGGGAAAGAAACCUUCAUAAUUCAACAACGCAAACUAAGAAGGUGGAAACCGAGGAGGAAGCAUCUCAGUCUGUUUCUAAAUCAGAUGCGGAUAUCCAGACAGAGGAUACAAGUCCAGAUUUUUCAAACACCCCUGACUUUGACCCUGUGUCGCUGUUAACAUUUUUGAAACGUGUGGAGCCAGAUGUGAUUGACUACCUUGAUAAAACUCACCGAAGUCAUGCAUUCGAUGGAUUUGAUGUGUCGUCUGUUGUGGAAGAACUUGAUUUGAAUUGUAUGUUCACACUGACAGCCUGUGACCUGGUGAAGGAGCUUCAGUGUACGUCGUUAUCGUGGAAUGCUAUUGGCUCAACCAUAGCUGUUGCAUAUGGGAUGACAGAUCAUCAAGACUGGUGUGAACACAAGGGUCUGUUGUUGACCUGGAAUCUUGAGCGUCAAAAGGUUAAACAGGACAAACCAGGCACAUUCAUCGAGGUUUCAAGUUGCAUGACUACGCUAUCAUUUCAUCCCAGGUACCCUGCGUGGAUAGCUGGAGCAACUUUUAGUGGUGAUGUCAUGAUUUGGGAUCUAGGAAAAAGUGAGUCACUCAUGGCUUCCUCUAGCCUUGAUGAGGACAGCCACCGAGAGGCAGUCAGCAGCCUAGUCUGGAUUGAUCAGUAUACACGUAGCAAAACUAAAGCAAAGAUUAUGAGUGUAUGCAGUGAAGGAAAGGUAUUGAUUUGGGACUUUGUUCUGGGUAAAGAUCAGCUAAAGCUGUCUGCAGGAUGGAAGCUUUCAAUGGGGCUAAACAGGGGUCUGGGGUCUGCUGACAAGGAGCCUAGCCUAGGAGUGACGUGUUUAUCCUUCUGGCCGGAAGACCAGACAAGCAUGGUGAUAGGCAGUGAGUCUGGAGGCUUGUAUAAGUGCAAUAUGCCGGAGGAUCUCACUGAAGGUGAAGAUCUUGUAGCAAAUCUUGCGAUUACUUUUAAAUUCCAUCCACAUCAAGGGCCAGUGUACAGCACGCAUUGCUCACCGUUUCAUCACAACUUGUUUCUGUCGUGCAGCUCUGAUGCAUGUGCCAGGAUACACUCUUUACUUGAGUCUCAGCCCAUUGUGGUCUGUGAACCAGGUGAUAGCUAUUUAUUCUCAGCACGAUGGUCUCCAGUUCGUCCUCUUGUGUUUGCUGUUGGAACUGCAGAGGGCAGGCUUCUCCUGUUUGAUUUAAAGAAGAGUAAAGCUACUCCAGUUUUGAACCUAGAGAUAAAUAAGAAGGGUGUACCAGUUUACACACUGGAGUUUAAUCAUAUAAGGCAAUCAUUAUUAGCAUGUGGUGAUAGCGAGGGCACUGUUCGUGUCUGGCGGCUGAGUGAUGAGCUUUGUCAUCAAGGAUCACGAGAGGUUGAGCUUUUGCGAGAUAUGACGGCAUUGAAUCUGGACUAAUUGUCAUAAUGUCUGCGAUAAUCAAUGUUCUGUACUCAUAUUAUUAUCAUUAGUAAUUAACUAAUUUUUAGGAGAGUUUAUGUCUGCAUCUGCUUUUUCCACCUUCUUGCUGACUUUCUCAGUCUAAGGUCUUGCUUUGUGACCAUACUGGUCCAUGUAAAGGCAUGUAUAAUACAGCCAAACCUCCAAACAGAAAGUAAAAUAAAGACGAAUUUAAGAGCAACAAAAAUACAUUUAAUAGGAUCAGACCAGAAAGAAAUCAAUACAGAUUUCCUGAGGUUGGAGAAAGAAAGCAGGCAUAAACAUAAACUUUCUUAAAAAUUGCAGAAUUUUCGGCAUUUUUCCUAAAUGUAAUUAACUAAUGUUUUGAUCAAUAUGCUGUUAUAGAUACAUUAUUUGAUAUACAUUCUUUAUCAACAGCAUAAUGUGUCUCUGAAAUCGGCUGUAGGACAUAUCAUAUUAUAUCCAGUGGUGGAAUAAAGGGUGGGGGGUGGGGGGCUGCCGGCCUGGAGCCCCACUCAAUUUCUCAAAACAUUAUUUUUAAAUGGAGAUAAAAAGAAGAUUAUAUUCACAAUUUUGUAUCUGUGAGUAUCAUUUCCACCAUCUAGGCAUGCAAUAAUCAUAAAUUUUCUUAUCUCAGCCCCAACUAUUGUGGGGCUGAGGUGGCAUAGACUCUCAAACUGAACUGUGGAAGUCCCUCCCUGGCCCCUUUAUUUCAAAUACCUGGAUCCUCCACUGAUAUUAUAUUAUUUAUUCGUCAUUAAAAGUAUUUAGAAUGGCAAUGCAAACAUCAUUAAAAAAAGAGCACAUCUAAAAUUCCACGAUGGAAUUGGUGACUGGGACUCAAAAAGGGCCCCCCCUCCCAGUUUCAGAAAGUCACAAGGCCCCCGGCUCCAUUGUUAUGCCACAGUUCAUCUAAUUAACAACAUGAAUGUAUUGAAGAGCUUUGACUUUUGGAGACAUUGCUGUAGUGUUUAAUUUACAUACUUAUUUGUAUAUUUUGAAGAUGUCUUAUCUAUCGAUUAAUUUUAGUGUGAAUAAAAAUUGCACUAAAUUAUGAGGUAUAAUUGUGUUCUUUGUGGCUGGCAGCUUAAUAUUACUUAAGAUAUAUUUUUAUUAUUUAAAACUAAAUGAAACAGACCAGUACAUAUGUAGAAGACAAAUGAAUACUUUGACUUUUGGACACAUUGCUGUAAAUAUUUCAUUUACAUACUUAUUUGUAUGUUUUCAAGAUGUGUUAUCUAUUAUAAAUCGAUUCGUUUUAUAGUGUGAAUAAAAAUUGCACUAAAAA
Molecule: messenger RNA, 3171 nt
Organism: Anneissia japonica
Lineage: Eukaryota; Metazoa; Echinodermata; Crinoidea; Comatulida; Comatulidae
Product: WD repeat-containing protein 34-like
Exons: 12
Coding region: 405-1880 (491 amino acids)
Biological process (GO): intraciliary transport
Cellular component (GO): ciliary plasm; cytoplasmic dynein complex
Molecular function (GO): dynein heavy chain binding; dynein light chain binding
Source: RefSeq, a predicted model, not a curated record